CUAGCACAGAAAGUACAGAAAGGGGCUGAACCAUCAGAGACCAAAGACACGAAAUUUUGUCCUUUUUUCCUGGUUUUGUUUCAGGUUUUUGCAGCACUUUUUGUAGGAGCAAGACGGAAGAACCAUGGCACAAGGAUUUGGAGAAAGGAUGAAGAUGCUAAGGCUUGCUGAAGACGUUCUUGAAGCGAUGAAGAAAAGUGUAGAGGAGAAUUGUGACAAGAGCGACAAAGACAAGGACCUUAAGGAGUUUGACAGCCUGUUGAAGGAGUCUUCAGGUGAGAAGCACUUCUCGGAGUCUGCCGGAUACGUCUUACACCACGCUGCUUACCACAACCUGCCGGCCUGGGGCGAGAGACUUCUUAAACAUGGCGCCAAGGUCAACUAUCAAGAGCCAGAGAAGGAGGACACUCCCCUGCACAGAGCAGUGGAGAAUGGGAACCUGGAGAUGGUGGAUCUGCUCAUCAAGUAUGGGGCAGACAUCAACAUGCAGAACAAGGAAGGUACAGCUCCCAUCCAUGUAGCAGUAUCCAGACAUGGCCUGUCCGGCUGUCUACAGAGUCUGAUAUCCUCCGGUGCUGACCUACAGCUGAUCGAGACCAGCUCGGAGCUCAGUCCACUGGGGAAGGCCCUGGAUGAGUGGGUUGUCCAGCCACACCCCACCAACAACCUUCAGCAGAUCCGGCUGCUGCUGGAGUCCGGCUGUGAUGUCACCAAGGUGGAGAAGGAACCCGGCGACGCCACAGCCUUCUCCUUCAUCCUUACAGAGAUGUCACGUGGGCAACUGGAGGUCGAUGCCGCGUACAAACUCGUGGAGCUCCUGCUGGAACACGGGAUGGACCCGGACGCGACAGAUGCAGAGUUCUUCACGCUCCUGUACUACUCGACACUCGACAAUAGACAUAACAUUCCUCCUGGCAGCUUGGGAGGCUGA
Molecule: messenger RNA, 931 nt
Organism: Branchiostoma floridae (Florida lancelet)
Lineage: Eukaryota; Metazoa; Chordata; Leptocardii; Amphioxiformes; Branchiostomatidae
Product: ankyrin repeat and SOCS box protein 6-like
Exons: 6
Coding region: 125-931 (268 amino acids)
Molecular function (GO): protein binding
Source: RefSeq, a predicted model, not a curated record